Molecule: messenger RNA, 529 nt
Organism: Vombatus ursinus (common wombat)
Lineage: Eukaryota; Metazoa; Chordata; Mammalia; Diprotodontia; Vombatidae
Product: coagulation factor XIII A chain-like
Exons: 3
Biological process (GO): blood coagulation, fibrin clot formation; peptide cross-linking
Molecular function (GO): protein-glutamine gamma-glutamyltransferase activity
Source: RefSeq, a predicted model, not a curated record
AUGUACCGCUGUGGUCCUUCUUCUGUCCAGGCUGUUAAGCAUGGCCAUGUUUGCUUCCAGUUCGAUACACCAUUUGUUUUUGCAGAGGUCAACAGUGAUCUUGUGUACAUUACAGUCAAAAAAGAUACCACUCAUUUGGUUGAAGCUGUUGAUAAAACGCACAUUGGGAAAUUAAUCCUGACCAAGGAAAUUGGUGGAGAUGGACAACAUGACAUUACUGAAAAUUACAAAUUCCAGGAAGGCAAAGAAGAAGAGAGGCUUGCCCUAGAAACUGCUCUGAUGUAUGGGGCUAAAAAACCUCUUGACACAGAGGGCAUCCAUCAGUUCAGGGCUGAUAUUGACAUGGAUUUUGAGGUAGAAAAGGCUGUACUUGGAAGAGACUUCAAAGUCACCAUCACUUUCCGGAACAGCACUUCUAGACGUUACACAGCUACAGCUUAUCUCUCUGGCAACAUCGUCUUCUAUACAGGUGUUGCAAAGUCGGAAUUCAAGAACCAGUCCUUUGAUGUGAAAGUGGAGCCCUACUCCU